UUUGAUGCCGUGAAUCCAUCUGUCCACUAGGUGGAAGCACACAAUUGGGACGUGUGGCGGAGCGCGAAGAAGAAAAAGAAAGGACGCUGUAUGCGGAAAAACAGGGAGAAAGAAACACGAAAGUGAUGAUGUUUUAGCGAAGUAAGAUUUUAUUUUGAAAGCUAAUUUCGCUUAGAAAGAACCCCCGUCCUUAUUCCAGGAGACCAAAUGUUUAUGGAGGUGGACGAUAACACGAUUACGUGUUUUGUUUCGCACCGCUCCUGAAGAAUGAGGAUCAUGAUGAUGAUAUUGUGGAGCUGAAAACAUGUAAUUCGACCAAUUUUAGAUAAAUGUGUGAAAUGAUGCAGUGAACGUGGAUAUUCAUACAGCAGUAACUUAGUUCUAUUUUUAUUUUUUUAACGAUGCUUAUUUUCAUAGCAAAGUAAAGUGAAAUCCCCUUACCCGAAGAAGUGGCAAAACUCUGCAUCCUUUAUGUUGACAUUCGCUAAGAGUUUCUGCUGACGAUAUUUCCUCUUGACAAAUAUAUAUAUAUACAGGUAUUUGUUAAUCUAACGUUUCUUAUCGGGUGUUAAAACACCGAAACAUUGAGCCAUGAGUGAAGAACCCCUAACACUAGUCCAAGUGAUCAGACGCCUUAAAGUGAAGCUGAUCGAAAUUCUCAGCGCAGAUGCAGAUUUUGUUCUGCAGCAUGCAGACGCUCGCAGUCUGCUGUCUCCUCACGGAUACCAGCUGGUGAAAUCCUGCCGUGUUCCCAGUGAAAAGGUGACAGAACUUCUGGAUCAGAUCAUCCAGAGAGGUCCCACGGCAGCACAAGGUCUGCUGGAGCUGCUGAAGGAUCAGGCUCUCCAGGAGACCUUCCCACUGCUCGCCUCUGUUCAGGAGCUGCAGGCCAACUCAGUGUCUCCAGAAGUCGAAAACAACGUAUCAAAAAGGCGAAAAGGAGCUCCUGAAUCACAAGAUCCACCUAAAAAGAUUUGCAGCAAUGGCUGUGCCUUAGUGAAGGAGAAGCAGCUGAUGAUGGUCGCUCAAGCCAUCGGCAGGUCUUGGAGGGAGAUUGGACGACUGGCUCUGGGCGUCCCAUCUGUGAAGCUGGAGCAAAUAGAGGAGGACCAUUCUCAGCAUUCGGAGCGAGUCUUCCACAUGCUGCGCUACUGGCGCCACAGUCAAAGAGAGGAGGCCACCGCUGCUCGCCUGCACUCCCUCCUCAGUCAGAAGAACUUCGAUCUCGCUCCUGAAAAUAUCGCCUUUCUACUGGAGACAGACGAAGAACAUGUUUAGAGAAAUCAUGUUUAUCUUCACAUCAGAAGUUCACCAGACUACUUACUUGACAUUUGCUAGAAUACAAUUUAUUAUGACAUUUUUCUCGACUUGUAUACAUGCAUUGAAAAUGCAUGAAAGUCGUAAUUUCUCUCUACGUAUUGUUUUGGGUACAAAAUUAAAGAUUGUAUGAUAAAACUUUAUUUUACAGGCAAUUUUCUACAUUUAAAGUUUUCCUUUUGAUAUCACUGCUUAAUUAGAGGAAUAAAUUGUGUUUUAUUUUUGCAA
This is a messenger RNA of Oryzias latipes (Japanese medaka), 1545 nucleotides long. RefSeq lists its product as uncharacterized. Gene Ontology annotation, molecular function: protein binding. NCBI's taxonomy places the organism in Eukaryota, Metazoa, Chordata, Actinopteri, Beloniformes, Adrianichthyidae. Gene Ontology annotation, biological process: regulation of apoptotic process; signal transduction. The record is from RefSeq and is a predicted model, not a curated record.